Molecule: messenger RNA, 1604 nt
Organism: Apodemus sylvaticus (European woodmouse)
Lineage: Eukaryota; Metazoa; Chordata; Mammalia; Rodentia; Muridae
Gene: Tmem17
Product: transmembrane protein 17
Exons: 4
Coding region: 255-851 (198 amino acids)
Biological process (GO): non-motile cilium assembly
Cellular component (GO): ciliary transition zone
Source: RefSeq, a predicted model, not a curated record
ACAGCGGGGCUUUAAAGCAAGACCGAGGAACCCGCCCUGUUCAGCAGCAGCACUGGGCCAGGUUAGGCUGCGAGCCCACGGCCGGGGCUCGCCGCUCCAAGGGGAAGAAGCCUCCGGAGGCUUCUGUACCGCGCGGGGAAGCCCAGGCACCAGGUCCCUAGCGUCCGCACCGCCCGGUUGCCAAGGGAACCGCUGCGCGCCGCGCUCCCGCCGACUAGCCGGCCUGUGAGGGGCCAGGCCCGGGCAGGCCAGCCAUGGAGCUGCCGGACCCUGUUCGUCAGCGCCUGAGCAACCUCAGCCUCACCAUGUUCGGCGACUCCAGCCGCACCGGGCCAGAGUCCAUCGAGGCGACGGAUAAUGAAAUGGUCUCCAGCCUGGCCUUGCAGAUGUCACUUUAUUUUAACUCUUACUUUUUCCCACUGUGGUGGGUGAGCUGCAUCGUGAUGCUGCACCUGAAGUAUUCGGUCUUGCCCGAUUACUACAAAUUCAUUGUGAUUACUGUUGUCAUCCUCAUAACCUUGAUUGAAGCGAUCCGGUUGUACCUGGGCUGCAUGGGUAACCUUCAGGAGAAGGUUCCUGAGCUGGCCGGCUUUUGGCUUCUGAGCCUUCUGCUGCAGUUGCCUUUAAUCCUUUUCUUGCUCCUUAAUGAAGGCCUAAGGAAUCUGCCCCUGGAGAAAGCAAUACACAUCGUCUUCACCGUCUUCCUUACUUUCCAAGUCAUCUCAGCAUUUCUGACCCUAAAGAAAAUGGUCAACCAGCUGGCAGCCCGUUUCCACCUCCAGGACUUCGAUCAGCUGUCUGCAAGUAGUGCAGCUGUGAGGAGGGUGAGGCGAUGCACUGAAGAGCUCUGACUCAGUGCUGACCAUGUGCUGAGUGCGCGCUGACCGCGUGCUGAGUGUGGGCUGACCACGUGCUGAGUGCGUGCUGAGUGUGUGCUGACUGCGCGCUGACCACGUGCUGACCACGCGCUGACCACGUGCUGACCGAGUGCUGAGUGUGGGCUGACCGCGUGCUGAGUGCUUCUGAGUGUGUGCUGACUGCGUGCUGAGUGCGUGCUGACUGCGUGCUGAUCAGUGGUCCACAGAAAGAUGAUGCAAGAGGACCAGGAAGCGCUAGACGAGACAUCUGAGUUGGGCCUGUGACAGGGGACAUACGUGCCUGGGUGUGUCCUCCAGGUCUGACAUCCCCAUGGAGGCAAUGCCAAGGCUCACCCAUAUCAACCCUGCAGCUGAGGGGCUAUGUCUAAUGCUGGGUGAGCCUGUUGGCAGUUUUAUACCACCUUUUCUGUAAUGUGUCUGGUUAUAAUCUUUGACGAGAAAUGUAUGGCACUUCACACAAGAUCAGCUUUGUCCAGUGGAAUCUCACUGAGUGUGUCAACAUCCUCCAGAACAGAAGGAGUCGGCAAUAUAAAAUGAACUCCAGGGUAUUCGUGUGGGUGUUUUGUUUCAUUUCGCUUCUGUUUCGGCAUUUCUCUCUUAUUAUUAGGGAAUAAAAAGGUGGGAAGGAGUUGGGAAAUGGGAAAACAUGAAAAAUAUAUGGUGUGAAGAAAGGAAUUAAUAAAAAGCAUAAACAUGUGCUAUUGUUAUUAAACUAUCCACAACAUG